Diorhabda sublineata is the source of this 1194-nucleotide messenger RNA. RefSeq lists its product as uncharacterized. The record is from RefSeq and is a predicted model, not a curated record. Lineage: Eukaryota; Metazoa; Arthropoda; Insecta; Coleoptera; Chrysomelidae. The transcript is spliced from 2 exons. Bases 1 to 1194 code for a protein of 397 amino acids.
AUGCAUGAUUUAAAAGAAGGUAAACUUGCUGAUUCUUCGGAUGGUCUAGUCAUUGGCGAAAAUGAUGUUGCAAAAACCCUAGGUAUAACGUGGAUGAGUAAAACGGAUAAAUUAAUAUUUCAUAUUGAUGUUGGAAUGAAGGGUGAAUGUUUAACAAAAAGAGUUAUGCUUUCAGGCAUAUCCAGAAUAUUCGAUCCAAUGGGUUUACUUGGACCUUGCAUUAUAAUUGCUAAAGUAAUGUUACAACAACUUUGGAAGGAAAAUCUAUCUUGGGACAGUCCAGUUUCCCAUGAAUUACAAGUUAAAUGGAACAAUUUUAUACAAGAACUUCCGUCAUUAAAUUAUUUAAAAAUUCAGCGACAUGUUACUUGUGAUAAUUCCACACAAAUAGAAUUACAUGCCUUUUCAGAAGCUUCUGAGGUAGCAUAUGGUGCAGCUGUGUAUGUCAGAUCAAAAAAUUGCUAUGGUGAAACAUUUUGUCAUUUGUUUAUCUCUAAAGCUAAGGUUGCGCCAAUUAAAUCACUAACAAUCCCUCGGUUAGAAUUAUGUGCAGCCCAUCUUCUGGCUAAACUUGUUAAUAAGGUUACUACUUCUUUGAGGCUUGAUUUCAAUUCUGUAACAUUAUGGUCUGACUCCACAAUAGUGUUGGGUUGGAUUAAAACUCCAGUUCAUUUGUUAAAACCAUUCGUUCGUAAUCGAAUUGCUGAAAUACAGGAAUUAACUGAUAUCAGUUCAUGGCGUUAUGUUCCAAGUUUAGAAAAUCCUGUAGACAUUUUAUCAAGAGGCUCUUAUCCUAGUAGUUUGAAUAAUUCAAAUAUAUGGUGGCAGGGUCCAUAUUGGCUCCAAGAGAGCCCUGACCUUUGGCCAAAAGACAACAAAACGUCUAUUCCCCUUCCAGAAAUAAAAACUACUUUGGUAGCGGUGUCUGAAUUUAAAUUUCCAUUCGAAAGUUUUUUUAAUUUCGCUAAAUCCAUAAAGAAGAAUCAAUCGGCGAAUUCCACGUUGACCGACAUCGAUAAACCUAUCAUGUUAAGCAAAACUUUUAGUUAUAAACAAAAAGAUCUCAAACUGGGUACUAUUAUUGAAAAGGAUAACGAAGAUAUGACAGUACCUCAACUAGAAGUAGCUUUCGAUGAAGACGCAGUCGAAACUUCUAAUCGUGAAGGAAAACUAGACAAUGAUCCGAAAAUGUAG